This is a messenger RNA of Notolabrus celidotus (New Zealand spotty), 7777 nucleotides long. It is a transcript of the gene greb1, whose product is annotated as growth regulating estrogen receptor binding 1. NCBI's taxonomy places the organism in Eukaryota, Metazoa, Chordata, Actinopteri, Labriformes, Labridae. The record is from RefSeq and is a predicted model, not a curated record. The transcript is spliced from 34 exons. Bases 439 to 6480 code for a protein of 2013 amino acids. Gene Ontology annotation, biological process: multicellular organism development.
UAGCGCGUCUUACCAAAUAACAACACAUGAGGAAAGCAAUCAUUGGUCAGAGUUGAGCUGAUUAAUACCUGCAACUUUGUGGUUUAAAGGGACUUUGUCUACCCGGAUUAUUUAGCUGCCCGUUCUAUUUAUCAGAAUUAUAACAUGACGUUAUUGUACCCAUUACAUUGCAUUAACUUACCUUCUGUUCUCAAAGCUAUCUAUUUUAACCGCGGUAAGGGGUUAAGAAAAGGAUUCCACGCUGCUCGGACCAAACCACUUCAGUGCUGGAGGAGGAGGGACCAUCUAUCGUGAGGAUCAGAGGUGAUGACACGCGCGACACCCAGUCCCGCCGGAGGUCUCGCGCCGGAGACAUGGUGACAGCAGACUGGACUAACUUGCAGGAUUUACACAAAGAAUAGUUAUCGAGCUGCUCCCGCUGGACUGUAGUAGACACCAAUGGGGAAUUCCUAUGCAGGCCAGCUGCGGACCACACGCUUUGAGGAGGUUCUGCAUAAUUCCAUUGAGGCGUCUCUGAGGUCCAACACUGUAGUGCCUCGACCGGUCUUCUCACAGCUGUACCUCGAGACAGAGCAGUCAUUGGCUCAUGAUGGCCGUGCAGAGAAUGAGGAUGAGGACGAUGAUGAUGGCUCAGAGUCAAACAGCCCUCCAAUACCCUAUCAGAUGAAGCCCCCACCUGAAGGAUGUUGCACCACAGAUGGCUUCUGUCAGGCAGGCAGGGAUCUGCGUCUGUCCUCACUGGCAUCAGAUCCCUUUGAAGUUCCCUCUGGGUUCAUGCUGGUUGGAGUGAAGUCCCCCUCUCUCCCUGAGACCCUGCUGGUCUGUGCCGUGGACCACCGCUUCCUGCCAGAUGAACGGGGCCACAACGCACUGCUGGGCUUCUCUGGGAACUGUAUGGGCUGUGGAGAGAAAGGCUUUCGCUAUUUCACAGAGUUCUCCAACCACAUAAACCUGAAGCUUAGCAUGCAGCCAAAGAAACAGAAGCACUUGAAGUUCCAUCUGUACAGAAACAACCAGGGUCAGCUGGUCAAAGGAGCACCCAUCUUUUGGAGAGGAUAUGAUGGCAGGAUGAGACGAAUAGUGUCCAGCCUCUCAGAAGGUCAUGUGACUGCAGAUGAACAACCACCAAAUAUUACGCAGACUCACCCCUCACACACACCUGGCAGCUACACAGCAGGACCACAAGUGGACCCAACUGUUGUACCACAAAUAUCAGAUGUCCCCCCUUCGCUCACAAAUGGCAACCAUGCUGUUCCCUCCUCCAUCACACAGCCACCUUUGAAUCAGUCAGGUCCUGGGAGACCCUCAGCUACAGGCCCCCCUGCAAAUGCUGGACCUCCAAAAAAGAGGCACAAGGGCUGGUCCCCUGAGUCAUCUGCCAACAGUCUCCCAGAGAGCACCGUGAAGACACCUCCAUCUUCAUCCACCUUAUCAACAAUACCUGUGCUUUCUGCCAUAGCUAAUGGAGCCAGAUCAGAGACCGCCGCCCCGCUGAGUUCAUCACAGGCAUCCUUAACCCCAAUUUCUCCCCCAGGGCUGUCUGUAACAAUCCCUGAUCAGCUGCUACACACCUGUAGACUGCAACCUGUCAUCUUUAAAGGUCAUGGCCCUCUCCCUCAGCUGACUGGAAAUGUUGGUGAAGUGCUCGUCAGUUCUCUGCUUCAGAGUUGUUAUCUGAGCUCCCAGACACUCCCCAGAGUCUACCAACACUACGGGCCAUCACCCAUUCAGCCAUUGUCCACUGAGAUGCAGAUUUUGCUCACAGUCUACUAUCUUGUUCAGCUAGGUCCAGACCAGGUGCCCCUCAUUGAGGACUUGGAGCAGAUAUUCAUGAGGUCAUGGAGGGAGUCACACCUCAGCGAGAUCAGACAGUACCAGCAACCUCAAACAACUGCCAACCAAGGGAGACACUACGGUAUAGAGGGCCCGUCCACCCUACCUGGCCUCCCCCAGCAUCUCUCCUUGCCUCCUCAGAGCCAGCAACCUCUGACUCCCAGUCAGCUUCCCUGGCUCGCUCAGCUAGCUGCAUCAUCCUGUGGAGAGGGUGUGGUGGUUUUAGGGGAGCAGAUUGGAUCUUUGGCUCAGGGCAUCCAGCAAACGUUCAGCAGGCUGAUGGAGCGACGUCUUGAAAACACCAACUAUGUCGUUAUUAUUGUCACUGUGCCGGGACAGGAAACACAAUCCUGUGUGAUAGUCACAGGUAAACACCAGUGUCGUGCCUUGGCAGAGAGCAUGUACUCUCCCAGUGAGGGAUUGAAAGAAAUCAAUCAUCAGCUCUCCACUGGUGUUGCUCAGGAGCUCAUUCACUUCUGUAACUCCCUCGGUCAAGAUGGUGAUUUGGAUUCCCUGCUGGACAGUGCCACAGUGGACAGCAGUGAGCUGUCUCCAAUGUCUAGCAGUCAGGAGUCAGCUGAAGAGAAAAAUCCAAAAACCACAAGUAGUCCUAAAGACAUCCAAAGUUCAAAAGAUACGCAGACACGGGGUUCCAAAGACUCACCCAGCACUAAAGUGGGAGCUUCAAGUCCCAAAGACACCUGUACAGAAUAUUCUGUGGAUUGGUGUGAGGUGCGUCCUAUUCAGCUGGCAGUGGCCAGAAAGCUGCUGUCCCAUGUUUGUGCGAUAGCAGAUUCCAGCACACAGAAUCUGGACCUGGGAUCUUUCGACAGGGUCAGCUUCCUCAUCCUGGUCCCACCCUCUGAGGUCACAUUUCAGCAGACUGUUCUUCACCUCUGGAGCUCUGGUGUCCUUCAGGAGCUUGGGGGUUUAGAUCAGGAGUCUGUGUCUCAUCAGGAGGCCGAGCGUUAUGUGGUCAAGAUGGAUCAGAGCGCUCAGACACGAAUUGACAGCCUUAUCCAGGAAGCACACAGCAAUUCUUACACACUUUACAUCCUGGUCCAUGACCAUGCCCACCGCGACAUCAACAGUGCAUCUUGCAGCAGCCCAGACAGUAGUUUGGGCCUGGUGGACCAGCUGUUGAACUCCAGACAGGUCAAGGAUGCCCCAAACAUCCUAAUCCUCCAUGUCACCUCCUUCCCUUUCAGUCUGCAGACACAGUAUACUCGCAUCAGUCCAUACAAUGAGAUCCACUGGCCAUCUGCAUUCAGUAAUGAUGUCGACCUUUACCAUGAAAGGACGCGGUACUUUGGUGUGUCAGAGCUUUUAGAGUCGACACGUUCAGGAAGCAGUCUGCCUCUGAUGCGUUGUGAUUCCUCCUUUGAAAGCAUGGCAUCUGCUCUGGAAGAGAGGUUCCCAAAGCUCCACAGUGCUGUGAUCCGGACCACAGUUUUGAUCCAACAUUACUGUGUAGCCCUGAUGGCUGCAUCUGGCAGAAUCAGCAGCUCCGAAAAUCUCCAUAAACACACAUCUGUUGAAACCCUGGAGAUUGUACAAUCACUUCUCACUGCUGCCCAGCAAUGUCCCGCCCACCAUGGUCACAUGGUCUUGUUGCGGAUCCCCUCUCUGGCUCUGGCUGCUUGGGCCCACCGACGGCUGUCUAGAGUUAGGAGGCAGCUGGGUCUGGAGGAGAGUUUUGAAAUCAUAAUGGGGAAUCCAAACCAAGCUCUGAUUAUUGGGCAGAGCUUCAUCGAUCAGAUCAAGACAUGGCUAAAGAUUCACGAUGCUAACUGGGUUCCUCGGACGUACCUGGAGCUAGAGGCGCUUCCCUGCAUACUGAUUUUGUCUGGAGCUGAGCCGCUGGGAGAAUCCCUACCCAGGUCUCUGAAGUACUGUGAUCUUCGAGUGAUAAGCUGCUCCUACCUUCAGAGAACUACUCUCGAGCAAGAGAUAGGACUGGCUGCUUAUCUGGUGAAGGCAGAGUCACGACCCCCACACAACCCUGGACCAGGAAGUGACCAACUGGAGAGUGACGCAGAAAAACUCAGCAGUACUGACAACGAGGAGGAGGAGGGACAAGAAAAUGGGGACUCCCCUCUGUCAACCAGUCAGCAGCUUCGGUCAGGCCCAGAAAGUGGAGCCUCCGAUCCCUUCCCUGCUCAAAGCACCACCUCUCCAAAUGUUCAGAAGGGGACCAGUGAUACCAUUAAAUCUCCCUCGCCAUCACAGACUCAAUUUCAACCCCAGCCUUCAUCUCAGUCUGUAUCUAUACUAUAUCCUCAACCUGCACCGCACCACCAAGCCCAUCCUCAUGUGCAGAGUUACUCCCAGCCUCCUCCGACGUCCCAGCCACAGCCACAGCCCCAAUCGCAAAAUCAGUCAUCUCAAACUAAUUCCCAACAUUACACUCAAACAGCUCCCCAACAUCACUCCACCUCUCAGAUUCAGCAACCAAACUCUCAACCACAACUGCCACCCUCUAACCAGUCUCGCCGCCAACACUCCAAGUCAACCUCCUCUGGCUCUUUGUCCCCACGAGCCUCCUCUCCUCAUCUGAGCUGUUCCUGGGGGCGAGGAGUGAGUCGUCCGCCCUCAGUGCUCCUCCCUCGUGCUCUUUAUGAUAUCAUCACAGCCAGCGACAGCAGCGGGCUUCCACGAUGUACUUCGUUCCUGCCACACAUGUCUGUCGCAUGGGCCAGCAGCUUCAGGCCCUUGCUGAGUAAGAUGAUGACGUGCACAGAACAGUCACUGUACUAUCGCCAGUGGACCGUCCCUCGCUCCUACCACAUGGACUGCAGCAAUCGCACUGAAGGACGGAGCGACAACUUUCACCCUCGCAGGCUGCUGCUCAGCGGACCCCCACAGGUGGGAAAAACAGGAGCAUACCUGCACUUCUUGGGCAUACUGUCUCGGAUGCUGAUCAGGCUGAUGGAGGUGGAUAUCUACGAUGAAGAAGACAUCAACUACUGUGCCCAAGCAGAAGGGGUGCAGUACCACCCACCAAAUACUCGCUGGCCCAACCCAGACAUCAUGAAGACGAUGCCCUUUGAUUACACCAUCCAUGAUCCAAAAUAUGAUGAUAUUAGCUCUGUUUUUUGUCCUGAAUAUAAACCCAAUGCUGAGGGAAACCCUGUGCGCCAGGAGGAGGUCUACCUUCGAAGGCGAACAUCUAGGAUUAAACUGUCUAAAUAUGCAGCCUACAACACCUAUCACCACUGUGAGCAGUGCCAUCAGUACCUGGGUUUCAACCCGAGAUACCAGAUGUAUGAGUCAACUCUGCAUGCCUUCACAUUCACCCAUCUACUGCUUGGUGAAGAAAUCCAACUCUACUUCAUCAUCCCGAAGUCUAAAGAGCACUACUUCAGCUUCAGCCAGCCAGGGGGGCAGCUGGAGAGCAUGAGGCUGCCUCUUACCUCUGACUGGAGCCCAGACUGCAUCAAGAGUCCAAUCUUCACUCCAACCACUGGUCGUCAUGAGCAUGGUCUCUUUAACCUGUACCAUGCUAUGGAUGGAGCUUCACAUCUACAUAUCCUGGUGGUCAAAGAGUAUGAGAUGGCUGUGUAUAAGAAAUACUGGCCCAACCACAUUAUGCUGGUUCUGCCCACUGUCUUCAAUGGAGCUGGAAUAGGUGCUGCUCACUUCCUCAUAAAAGAGCUCUCCUAUCACAACUUAGAGCUGGAGCGAAGUCGGCGGUUGGAGGGAGGGGGCCCAGCAGGUGAUGUCUGGCCCUUCAUCAUACUGGCAGAUGACUCCUGUGUUAUGUGGAAUGCAGUGGAUCUUGACUCACGCAGUGGUCCAGUAGAGCACGCUGUGUCACUGAAGCAGGUCUUACAGCACAUGGAGGCCUGCCCAGACCUGGCACAUUAUGGACUCUGUGGGAUCAAGAAGUGGAGCAGCCGUGGACUUGCAGGUAAACCAAAGAGAGAGCCCUUCUCCAGAGGUCAUCUUCAUGACUUCCUCCUCCUCAAUGUUGACCGGAGUCAGAACAUCCAGUACGACCAGAACCGUUUCACCUGUCAUGAUGUGGACUUCACCCUGAGGCUGCACAGUGCAGGACUGCUUGUCUGCAGGUUUAACAGCUUCAGUGUCAUGAAGAAGCAGAUCGCCAUUGGAGGAUACAGAACAUUCAUCAUCAAGACCAAGAUGACGGAUGUUCCCACUUCAGUGGGGCCAUCACAGUAUGUCUGUGCCCCAGACAGCAAGCACCUUUUCUUGGCUACACCAGCUCAGCUGCUCCUGGAAAAAUACCUCCAACACACCAGCCAGAAGCUGUUUCCUCUCAGCACCAAGAACUACACACACCCAGUCCUGUCUGUGGACUGUUACCUUAACCUGGGACCUGAGAUGACGGUGUGUUUUGUGAGUUCGAGACCUCACUCUUUCAACAUCGGUACAACAGGGCUGCUCUUCAGUGGCCUUCUUCUCUGUUUUGCCGACUCCUUUGUGACAGCAGGGUUCCUCAAAAAGUUCUCCUUCCUUAAAGGUGCGACUCUGUGUGUCAUCGGUGCAGAUCGUAGCUCCUUGAGGCAGACGGUGGGCAGGCUGGAGCUCGAGGAGGAGUGGAGGUUCAGGCUCAGCGACGAGUUCCAGACUGCCAACGCCAAGGAGGAUCGACCACUCUUCUUUCUUACUGGAAAACAUAUAUGACUGAAACACAUGAACACCGCAGGUUCUCAAAGACUUGUGAUCAGGAUUGGUUUCACUUUUACUACCAAAGAAUAAAUGUGAUGGAGUGUUUUUUCAGCAUGGAAGUAGGCACAGACUUACAGCAACAUACACCUGUUGCCGCGAGGAAUCAUCGGAAAAGAAUAGAAGACUCUGAGGUGGACCUUCAACUCAGAGAUUUAGCAUCUCAUGUGGCCUGGGAUUGCACUGGGAUCCAGGCUGCUAUUGCAACCCGACCUGGGACAAGCUGAAGAGACAGGAGGAAUGGACCUACGAGACCCUCUGAAAAUGUUGUGGUUGGAAAGUAAAACUGAAUGAUCAUGACUGCUCAUUGCUCAAACCAACCACUAUGGAUUUGGGGGUGAGGUCCAGUUCUUGGCUGCUAAUAUAAAAAUGGACAGCUGUGUCUGGAGGUCAUCAUCUUUGAAAAUAGUAGUGUGUUUUUGCCAACUUAACAUGAGGAAAUCAUUUUGUAUCAUACGUUGUUUUUCUGCUUGUGUUCUGUUUUGUUGAUGUUUUUUCUUCAUGUGGCCUGUUUUGUGUCAUCAUCAUCAUCAUGUGAGCACAGAAGGAAAGUUCUACACAACAAUUUCAGGAGGAAUAUUGUGUUUUUUCAGUAUCAUUCGGGAGCUAUGUAUAUUACAGGUACACAAUCAAUUUGUAAGAGUGAUGUUUUUGGCAUGCUUAAAAUGUUUUAUUCUUGAAGAAAAAUAACAAUUGUAUAGUUUUAACAUAAGGAUUCAAAAUGUAAAAAUGUGGGUCGGAAGUACGGAAAAAUGACUUUCUUUAAAAGAAUGAAGUACUGCAUUUUUGUAUCUUCGUGUGUCUUUGCAUGUUUAGCUAUGUUCAAGAUGUUAUUGCAGUAUCACAGGGUUUUGCACACAGCUUGAGAUACUGUAUAAAGGGUUGACACAAUCAUUUGUGCGCUAUGAUAGCCAAUUAUUGGCAAUAUGGUUUAAUAAUAGCUUUUUUUGUCAGUUUUUAAAUAAUGUUAUGAAUAUAUUUAGAAUGAUUUGCGUAAUGUAAAAAAGUACUUAUUGACUGUGUGAACUAGACAACAUGUCUGGCAUGAUCAGUUUUUGCGAAGUUUUUAUGCUUCAUUGUUUGAAUGAUAAGUUGCAUUUGUAAUAGGAAUCAACUGGGUUGGCAGCUUCUCACUAUUUACGCUUUUGUAUGCCUUGAAUUGUAUAAAUGUACAUACGUUUUACAUUUCCUCUGUGUUUGUUCCCAUUAUUUUUCAAAAAUCGUCCAGAUUAAACACUUUUGAGAUGCUUUACAA